Molecule: messenger RNA, 1338 nt
Organism: Lolium rigidum
Lineage: Eukaryota; Viridiplantae; Streptophyta; Magnoliopsida; Poales; Poaceae
Product: probable glycosyltransferase 3
Exons: 1
Coding region: 1-1338 (445 amino acids)
Biological process (GO): xyloglucan biosynthetic process
Cellular component (GO): endosome; membrane; trans-Golgi network
Molecular function (GO): hexosyltransferase activity
Source: RefSeq, a predicted model, not a curated record
AUGGCGGUGGCCGGCGGGUUGGGUCGCCCGGGGCGGCCGACGCGAGGGAACAAACAGAUGCAGAAGACAAUCAACAACGUCAAGAUCACGGUCAUCUGCGGCUUCAUCACCAUCCUCGUCCUCCGCGGCACCGUCGGCAUCGACUUCCUCUCCUUCGGCGGCGGAGGCGGCGGAGAGGCGGCAGCUGACGCCCAGGUGUUCGAGGACAUCGAGCGCAUCCUCCGCGAGAUCCGCUCCGACUCCGAGCCCGAUGAGGAUGACCAGCUCGCCGGCGCGGCGUCGGGCAACAGCUCGACGGCCGUGCGCGUCGAGGAGGUGAUGAGGAACUACACCCUCGGCCCCAGCAUCACGCGGUGGAACGCGCAGCGCCGGCAGUGGAUGUCCCAGAACCCGGGGUUCCCGUCCCGCGACGCGCUGGGCAAGCCCAAGAUCCUGCUGGUGACCGGGUCGCCACCGGGGCCGUGCGACAACCCGGCGGGGGACCACUACCUGCUCAAGUCCACCAAGAACAAGAUCGACUACUGCCGCAUCCACGGCAUCGAGAUCGUGCACAACAUGGCGCACCUCGACCGCGAGCUCUCCGGCUACUGGUCCAAGCUGCCCCUGCUGCGCCGCCUGAUGCUGUCGCACCCGGAGGUGGAGUGGGUGUGGUGGAUGGACAGCGACGCCAUCUUCACCGACAUGGCAUUCGAGCUCCCGCUCGCCCGCUACGUCGCCAGCAACCUCGUCAUCCACGGCUACGAGGACCUCCUCUGGAAGCAGCGCUCCUGGAUCGCCCUCAACACCGGCAGCUUCCUGCUGCGCAACUGCCAGUGGUCCAUGGAGCUGCUCGACGCGUGGGCGCCCAUGGGGCCCAAGGGCAGCGUCCGCGAGGCCGCCGGGAAGGUGCUGACGGCGAGCCUGACGGGACGGCCGGCGUUCGAGGCCGACGACCAGUCGGCGCUCAUCCACCUGCUGCUCACGCAGAAGGAGCGCUGGAUGGAGAAGGUGUACGUGGAGAACAAGUACUUCCUGCACGGCUUCUGGGCGGGCCUGGUGGACAGGUACGAGGAGAUGAUGGAGAAGCACCACCCGGGGCUCGGCGACGAGCGAUGGCCCUUCGUCACCCACUUCGUCGGGUGCAAGCCAUGCGGCAGCUACGGCGACUACCCCGUGGAGCAGUGCCUCGGCGGGAUGGAGCGCGCCUUCAACUUCGCCGACAACCAGGUGCUCAGGCUCUACGGUUUCCGGCACCGCUCGCUGGCCAGCCCCAAGGUGAAGUCGGUCGCCAACAGGACGGCGACCCCGCUCGAGGCCAAGGAGGCAGCCCUCAACAUGACCACCAAGAUCGAGACUUGA